AUGCCUCCAACAGCGGGAGAAGGGAACAAGGGGAAAACUGUGCUUGUCACUGGCGGCUCCGGCUUUCUUGGCAGUCACGUUGUGGACCGUGCGAUGCGUGAGGGUUACAUUGUUGUCGUUGUUGACAACUUGUAUACGGGUAGGAAGCAGAACACUGCCCACCACAUCGGCAAGGACAACUUCCACUUUGUCCAGCACGACGUUCGCUAUCCUUACCCAGAGGAGGUGCUGCGACACAAGUACAGCUACAUAUUCCACCUAGCCAGUCCAGCGUCUCCUGUGCAUUAUCAGGCGGAUUGCAUCGGCACAACACUCACCUGCGUGAACGGGACAUACCACUCCCUGCUGCUGGCACAGCGAGACGACUGCCCGGUGCUCAUCGGGUCCACUUCAGAGGUGUACGGCGACCCGCUGCAGCAUCCACAAACCGAAGAAUAUUGGGGAAACGUGAACUGCACUGGCAUACGCAGCUGUUACGAUGAGGGAAAGCGAUGCGCAGAGUCGUUGUGCUUUGAUUUCCACCGGAAGCACGGGGUAAAGAUCCGCGUCGCCCGUAUUUUCAAUACAUAUGGCCCACGCAUGUGUUUUAAUGAUGGGCGAAUCAUAAGCAACUUCCUUGUUCAGGCGCUUAGGGGUAACGAUAUCACAGUGUACGGGACAGGCGAGUACACUCGUUCGUUUCAGUACUGUGACGACCUCGUGGAAGGUUUCUUUCGUUUGAUUCAGCACCCUACCGAGAUUGGGCCCGUGAACCUUGGCAACCCCGACGAGCACACGGUGCUAGAGAUGGCGCAGGUGGCGCGGGACAUGGUGCCUGGCACCAAGUCACAGAUUGUGUUCCUGCCGCCUGCGGCAGACGACCCGAAGCAGCGGCGCCCAGACAUCACCAAGGCGAGCCGUGUGCUUGGCUGGGCACCCGUCGUGCGGCUUGCGGAGGGCCUCCGGCGCACCGUCGAUGAGUUCGCCGAGCGCAUAAGUAAGGGUGAGUAG
Molecule: messenger RNA, 990 nt
Organism: Trypanosoma grayi
Lineage: Eukaryota; Euglenozoa; Kinetoplastea; Trypanosomatida; Trypanosomatidae
Product: dTDP-glucose 4,6-dehydratase
Exons: 1
Coding region: 1-990 (329 amino acids)
Biological process (GO): D-xylose metabolic process
Cellular component (GO): cytoplasm
Molecular function (GO): UDP-glucuronate decarboxylase activity; NAD+ binding
Source: RefSeq, a predicted model, not a curated record